Molecule: messenger RNA, 1396 nt
Organism: Scomber japonicus (chub mackerel)
Lineage: Eukaryota; Metazoa; Chordata; Actinopteri; Scombriformes; Scombridae
Product: hsp90 co-chaperone Cdc37-like
Exons: 8
Coding region: 1-1125 (374 amino acids)
Biological process (GO): protein folding; protein stabilization
Cellular component (GO): cytoplasm
Molecular function (GO): heat shock protein binding; protein kinase binding; protein-folding chaperone binding
Source: RefSeq, a predicted model, not a curated record
AUGAGUACCGGAGCGGGCAUCGACUACAGCGUCUGGGAUCACAUCUAUGUGUCGGACGAUGAAGAUGUGACCAGUCCGUUUGUGGACACUCCGAGCCUGUUCAGGAUGAGACACCGGUCCCGGCUGGAAAGGAUGAUCGAUUUUCAGCAGAGAGGGGAAGAGCUGGAGGAUCAUUUUGCAGAAUGCAAGAGGUUUCUAGAGGAAGCUCAGGGACGGCUCAGAGAGCUGGAAGAAGGAAGGAAGGAGGGAGAGGAGGACGAGGAGAAAGAGGCUGAGCUAGAGAAAAUUCAAGCCGAGGUGAGAAAACUGAAGAAGGAUAAAAAGUCGUUUGAGAAAAUGAUAGAGGAAUAUCGUCGAGAAGAAAAGAACCUGCCGUGGAACGUUGACACAAUCAGCAAAGAGGGUUUCAGCAAGAGUGUUCUCAACGUUAAGCCUGUCACAAAGGAGGACACACGGGAGGAAAAGGUGGAGAAGCAUAAGGCCUUUGUGGAAAAAUAUGCAAAGGAAAUCAGACACUUUGGUAUGAUGCGGCGUUGGGACGACAGUCAGAAGUAUCUGUCAGACAACCCUCAUCUGGUGUGUGAUGAGACGGCUAAUUGUCUUGUUGUCAUCUGUAUUGACUUUGAGAUAGAUGAGAAACAUGGACUGAUGGAGCAGGUCGCCCACCAGGCCAUCGUCAUGCAGUCCAUCUUAGAUUUGGCUCGAACGCUGAAGGUUGACCCACGAGGCUGCUUCAGACAAUUCUUCUCCAAGAUCAAGACUGCAGACAAGUCAUACCAAGACGCGUUCGACCGUGAGCUGGAGCUGCUGAAGGAGCGUAUCCGUACCUGUGCACAGCUUCGGAUGGAGAAUGCUAUGAAGGAGCUGGAGGAGGAGGAAAAGCAGAAGAGGCUGGGUCCGGGUGGUUUAGACCCUGUAGAGGUCUACGAAUCACUGCCAAAGGAAAUGCAGAGAAGCUUUGAUGAGAAGAACAUUCAGAUGCUGCAUGACAUCAUUAACAAAAUGGACAUUGAGGAGGGAAAGUACCACUUGAAGAGGUGUAUUGACUCUGGACUUUGGGUCCCUGACUCAGGAGAGGGUGAUGAUGAAGAGGAAAAUUAUGAAGAGGAUGAGGAAGAAGAUUAAACAGAGAAGGAGGAACCUGCUGUAAAUGAAUGGCUCCCUUUUGUUCCACCUUGGUCAACAGCGCCAUCUCAUGUCUGUUUGUGGGUAUAGUUGUGUUGAGCAGAGACAAAAAUUUGAACCACCCCUGAACACAGAUCUGUGCAAUGGACUCAUUUUGGACACAAAUUAAAGUCGUGGCUGCUAAAUAACAAACACUUUAAAAUACAAUACAUAAUUAUUCUACAUUGAAUAGGAAUUUAGUUAACUUUUAAAAAGUUUUUUUUCUUGUUGA